AUUCAAUAAUGCUGUACGAUUGGAACAAAUAAAACUUUACGAGUUAUUAGUUUCACAUAGUGGUACUCUUCUUGCACAUGAACCAGUUACGAGGCCGCUUCUGCGAUUGUUAGAAGAAUGUGCAAAUGAUGUUAUGCCAUUAGAAGUGGAAAAGAAAUUAGUAGUAUUGUUGAAUCAGCUAUGUGUUGCCUUAAUGCAAAAUAUGGCAUUACUUGACUUGUUCUUUCAUCCAACUGCAACUGCGAAGAAUAAAUUUAUUAUAUUUAAUCUACUAAUUCCUCACGUUCAUCGAGAAGGUGGUAUUGGUCAGCAAGCACGUGACGCUAUGUUAUUAUGUAUGUCACUUUCAAAAAAAAAUGACAAAGUUGGAUUAUACAUCGCUGACCAUUCCAACAUAUGUCCUGUACUAGCUACAGGAUUGAGUGGCCUUUAUUCUUUACUCCCAAGGAAACUCGACAUUGAAACAGACGAUUGGCAUCAAUUGACACCGGACGACGUGAAUGACUUACCUGCACUUACACAACUCAUGAAUUCUCUGGAAUUCUGCAACGCAGUUGCGCAAGUAGCACAUCCAAUGAUAGAGAAACAGUUACUUGAAUUUUUAUAUCAGGGUUUUCUGAUUCCUGUUAUGGGUCCAGCAUUGUUACAAGUGAGUGUUUAUUUAACAAAAAUAAAAAACAAUUAUACAUAAAAAUUUUACUAUCAAUAUUUCAUGAUAUAA
Molecule: messenger RNA, 721 nt
Organism: Temnothorax curvispinosus
Lineage: Eukaryota; Metazoa; Arthropoda; Insecta; Hymenoptera; Formicidae
Product: UPF0518 protein CPIJ015043-like
Exons: 3
Source: RefSeq, a predicted model, not a curated record